Amphiprion ocellaris (clown anemonefish) is the source of this 8820-nucleotide messenger RNA. It is a transcript of the gene ppargc1b, whose product is annotated as peroxisome proliferator-activated receptor gamma, coactivator 1 beta. Gene Ontology annotation, cellular component: nucleus. The record is from RefSeq and is a predicted model, not a curated record. Gene Ontology annotation, biological process: positive regulation of transcription by RNA polymerase II. NCBI's taxonomy places the organism in Eukaryota, Metazoa, Chordata, Actinopteri, Pomacentridae. Gene Ontology annotation, molecular function: nucleic acid binding; transcription factor binding. The transcript is spliced from 13 exons. The coding region runs from base 16 to 2880 and encodes 954 amino acids.
UAGAAUCUAAUCACCAUGCUGUGUGAUGGUAGAGCUGAAGUGAAGAGGUGUGAAUUGAGCAGCAUAUAUGAAGGGGCAGAGAUGUUGCUCAAUCCAGAGAGAGACAAGAAAUCUGCUGAAUCCGCCAACCACCUUCCUGGACCUUUUUAUGGGGAGGAGGAGGUGUGUUCGGACCGCUUGGACACUGACUUCCCGGACAUCGACCUCUCCCAGCUGGACACCAGCGACUUCGACAGCGUCAACUGCCUCAGCGAGCUGCAGUGGUGCAACGAUCAGCCGGCAGAUGUGUCACCAGCCUCUAUCCACUACAGUACAGCAGAUGAGCUCUUUGAGAUAGAAGAGGAGAAUGCGGCUCUGCUCGCCGCUCUGACCGACAGCUUGGAUGGCAUGGUGGACGCCGAGGUGGGCGGGCUCUCGGUCUUCCCCGCUCUGGGGGAGGAGCCCAGCCAAGAAGAGGAAGAAGAGGACAGUCUUCCUCUCAGCGCAGAGGACUUCAGCCAGUCCCUGGGGGCCGAGACAGAGGACCCAUCUCUACUAAAGAAGCUGCUGCUGACUCCUCCCAACGUGCCCACGGGCAUCGAUGUGCACAAAGAUGGAGUCCACGCCCGUCGCUAUGGCAACAGAAGCCUGCACCUACGGCCAGUCAGACCUCUGACUAAGAGCGACCUCCCUCAGGAGCGGAAGCCCCGAGCGGUGCGUCCGGCGGGCCGUCUGUGCACCGAGCUGCACCGCCACCUCACCACUGCCCAGGACACCGAGGACACCCCGGCCCCCGACACAGAGGAGGACGAAGAGGAGGAGGAGGACGAGGACAGUGAGUCGGAGGAGGAUGAGGAGGCGGAGGAGGAAGAGGAGGAGGAGUCUUCCAGCAGCGAGGUGGAGGGUGCGGCGGCUGCGGCUGCCGUCCCCGCUGAGCCAGCGAAGCCUCAGUUCAGCUCGGAGAAAGAACUGCACUCGGUGGUGGAGCUGAUCACGUACAUGCACACCUACUGCCUGCCCACGCGCAAGCAGCAGGGCUGGGAGCGCAAGGACCGUGACCUGUCGAGGCCUCGGGCCAGACCUGAGGCCCCCCGCCCAGCCGCCACGAGCUCUCACAGCAGAGUCGUGCUGGUGGCCACUCCUGGGACUAGUGGGGGUUUGGCUGGGACAGGCAGCAGCGCCCCCAGGAGGCUCCCCUUUGCUAGGCGGCGGGAGAUGAAGGCCAGCUCCCUUCUCCGCGAGCUUCUGCAGCAGAGCAGCUCUUUCGAUGUGAGCAAGCCUUACAGACUGCACAGCCCACCCUACUCUCACUCACACAGCCCCAACAGAGGAGCAGCACUUGCCCCUUCCUCCCCCGCUAAAUCAGCCCCGGCCCAACCCUACAGCUCCACAAACCCCAAACCAGAGCUUCGUAAAGACUCUUCCUCCCCCGAGAGAAGAAACCUCUCCUCAGAGCCACCUCAAAGCCUGGAGGAGACUUCAGAAAACGGCGGCUCUUUUUCAGUCCGGCGCUCCAGACGGCUGGCGUCUUUCCCCAGCCGCUUCGCCAAGAGGCUGCGGCCUGCACGGGUGAGGGACGGGGAGGACAGGGAGGAGAGGGACGAGGGACGAGCAGGAGUCAAACUCCCGCCCACCCAAGCAGGAGGUGGAACCACGACGGAGAUGCAGCCAGAACAACUAGUGUCUAGUCACAGCAGCACCGCUACAACUGAGCCGACCAAACCCUGCUGCCACGAAAAGCGAGCCUGCCUCUGUCUGCCUCUCAACCCAAAGUCCACAGGAGAGUCCCAGUACAGCACCAAGCCUUUUGAGCAGACACUCAGUGUGGAUCUGUGUGGAACGGCAGGUCUCACCCCUCCCACCACCCCACCUCACAAACCUGUGGAAGAUGAGCUCUUUAAGCCCGCAGAGGGAGGAAAGAGUGGCGGAGGAGUGGGUGGCGGCAACAGCGGCGAUGGUGGAGGAGGCAACAGCGAGUCUGUCCACCCGGCUUCGAACACCAACGUUGCCACGAAGGGCUCAUCCUGGCUGAGCCGCUCUCACCACCAGCGGAAGCUGCCAGAGCAGACGGAGCUGUAUGCCCAACUGCGGCGCAUGGGCCAGGCCGGCGACAGCGACACCCACCGCCACUUUGGCGACCACGAUUAUUGUGUGCUGAGCCUCGGGGAGAGCCGCAAACGCAGCGCUGCCGUUCUGGACGCCAUGUUGCAGGCGCAAGGAGGGAGCGAUGGAGCCGGCGCCCCAGCACCCAAAGCAGCUGACGAUCAGGUGUUGGAUGAAAAUGAAAAGGAGGACGAGGAGAGGCUGGUGACGUCAGAAAUCUCUGAGCCACAGGACCAGGAGACGACCGUGGUGAUCUCCUUCUCACCGCCAUCGGACUGCCAGUCAGCAGCUGCCACACCACCAGUUUCUGAAGAAGAGGCGGAGCGUUCGUCGGCAUCACGCUCACCCUCACCCACCCUCCACCUGUGUCCCGACUCCCCCUCCAGCAAGACAGACUCCAGUGAGAACUCGGAGAUCUGUCCUGACGACAAGCAGAGGAACAAAGCCAAGUCCGACGAGGAAAACUGCCAGGUGUUUUACAUCCACAACCUGCCCAGCAGCGUGACCCAGAACAUGCUGAGGAAACGCUUCCAGGUUUUCGGCAAAGCAGAGGACUGCAAAGUCAUCAUCUGCAACGAGGAGCGCUGUGGGGUGAUAAAGAUUCGUCAGUCGGGGGGUCAGAGACACUGGAGAGAACGAGAGACUGUUUUCCAGAAUGGACCUGCAGGCGUAAGGAGGGUGACGAGGAAACGCUACAUAGACUUAGAUGAGGCAGGUCCAGGCCCUGUGAAGAGCAAGUACGAUGCACUGGACUUUGACACUCUGCUGAAGGAGGCCCAGAAGUCCCUGCACCGCUGACAGUACAGCGCCACUGACUGGCCAGCCUUAGUACACUGCAGCAACACCCCUCCAACAACAUGGCUCUGCCCUGAGACAGGCCUCUCAGUACCUCCACGCAAGGCAACCUCGCAAAAUGUUUACAUUUUUACCAUUGGAAUAAAGUAACAAUAAGGACCUUGUUUUUUAAGUUUCUUUCACCGGAGGAUACUGCUUAAAAUUGAGGAAGCCACUGGGAGUCCGGAGGGGUUAAGAGACAACGGAGGAAACAGGACUUUAAACAGCAAUGGUACAACAAUUACAAACAAUAUUGAUACAGUUCUCCACUGAACAACAGUAACAACAAAGCUGCUUCCCAUCUGUGUUGGUGACUUCAUCGCCCUGCCUUGGACGAGCGGGCAUGAGAGACCUGUAGCAAAUCCUUGCUAUCCUUGCGUUGCGUUGGUCGUCGUGGUGUGUGUUCCUGCGUGUGCGUGUCCUUUGUUCUGUUUUGUAUAAAAAAAAAAGAAAAAUCUUCCUCUUUCCAGUCACGAGUGGUGAACCUGCAAGCUGUGUUCACUUGUGUGGUUGUAUAACCAGAAAAAAAAGAACCCUGCUUUGUUUUAGCGAAAAAUUGUGGAUGUUAUAAAUUUUAAAAUCUAUUGUGUGUGUGUUAUGGACAAAGAAUAUAACAAAAACCAUUUAACGUAAUCAUUUGAUGACUGAUAAAGUUUACAAAUCUAAAAUGAAGAAAAAAAUCAUGUUUUUUUCUUUUUUGUAAUUGUAGUGCUUCCUUGAUUUGAUCUAUGCACUGUAAGGAGGUAAAUGUCUCUACUGUCCUCCACUUCCCCCCUUUUUUCUCCAACUCUGCCAUGCUGACUAUUUUGGCUUCUGCUACUGGCUGCUGCAGGUUGUCUUUGACAGGUGCUUCAUACAUUAAGACCUCAUCUAAGAUUUGGGAAAAAUGAAAUCGUUUUUGGCAUUGUUUACAACCUAUUCAAAGGCAGUAAAAAGUUACUGGAAAAGUACUUACCUCGAAUGUUGCACGUGAAAAUUAGCUUUAGUUGAGUUUAAUAGAUCCUGUACUGUUGACAUCCAACGUCGUGUUACGUGCCUGAAAUGGGUCAAAAAGAAGCUAUAAGUGCAACAAAAUUUUAAAAAGUGGCUUGAAAAUAUUUACUGCCUGGACUUAAGGCAAUUUGAGGAUUCAGAUUUGUGUUAAAAAUAAAAAUAAAUGUUGAUUUAAAACAAGUUUUAAGGUCAGGAUUGGGCUAGGAUAAAUUCAGGCUCACAGUUAAGCUAACCAUGCAUGGAAAGGUACUGAAGUUAAUGGCUGGAUACAAUGAACUAGUUCUUGGUUAAGUAAUGACCAAGUUUUACUUAGCCUGGCGUACUUAGAAGUUCGUCAGUGUCAAAUUUAUUUAUGGACAUCCAGAAUCAGAACCACUGACAAGUGUUAACCCUUUGAUGCAUUGGGUCAAAAAUGACCCAAAUCCAGUGGAAAAUGGUUAUCUCCUGACCCAUGCUGCGCAUCAAAGGGUUAAGAACAUUUUUUCCACAUCUAGAGAGUCUUCUUGUAUCUCUGAUAAGGUCCCACUGAACAUGUGUCCAAUAAAAGCUGCAGCCUAAAGACCCCCUCCGCCCCCCGAAUGCCACAGCCAAUGCAACAGUUACUGUUUACAUUUGGACUGCAGCAAGCAGGGAAAAAUGGGGAAAUAAAGAUGGCAGCCACUGGCGCUUUUAUAUCAUACUCGGUAUGAAUUCAUCACUUCCGCACUUUGUCCAGACCAUUCCAGUUCUAGUAUCUUUCACAGUAAGUUCAUCUGUAAAUGAAUUCAACUAUUUCGAUUGUCUACGAAUCAUUCGUCUUCGCGACAUUAGUGCUCGACAUAAGGUUAAGCAAAGUACAACAAACAACAUAACCAGUUCUCUUCCUUAUAAUCCACUAAUGGCCAUAGCUAGAAAUAGAAAAAUCUGUUGGUUCAAAUGGAAUGUAUUCAAGAAUCUGAAUGUAAUCAUCAUGUUUUCCCCAUUCCUGCUUGCCCAAAGAUUGUGGAGCCUUCUGGUGCUUUAAAGGUAGACUUGCUUAGUCAUCUGGGUGACUGCAUGAGAGUGGUUCUGGCUUAAAGUGCAGUCUGAGUGGCACCAAAUUUACAUUCCUGAUGCAGCCAGUAGCAACAAGCCAUGAAAAGGGAGAGAGCCUCCAAGCCUGCCAAUCUGGUGGCAUCAAACUGCCACCAAUAACACAAGCCAGGGAACAAGCAAGGGAUCAGCCGAAACGUAACGAACAGAGCAAUCAGUCGGGAAUUAGACUUCUCGUCUGGGAGGUACUGUAUCAGAUGAGCAUCUCUACCUCACAUCCAUUUGUCCCUGCUCUCCCUGUCUUUUUUAGUUCUACUGGAUGCUCUCCCCCCUCCUCUUUUAUAAGUCUCUCACUCUGUUUAGUUUUGUUUUUUGUUGGAAAUGUUCUCUGAGGGUUUUCUCAACAGUUCUGGGUAUUAUGGGGCUUUGUCUUUCCUUCGUUUGCCUCAUAAUGGUUUCUAGCGUGUCUGUUACUUGGAGUCUCGACCGUGUGUCCUCGUGUACCUGAAUGUUUUGUCUUUGUCUCGUGUUGGAGUUGGACACCGACAGCGAGGGGUUGAACGGUGGUUUGGUGGUUGGCUGGUCCUCGAGUGCAAUUCGCAGGGGGGAAGAUUCCCAAUCUUCACCCACCUCUGCACUUGUUGUCACGUUUCCUUUCGGGGCACGCCAAUCCUCCUGAUUUCCCUGCUCUUCCUCUCCUUAAUGCAGUCCGACUCUUUCUCUAUCUCUAUCUUAAACUCUCUUCUGUCUUUUUGUGGGUUCAAGGCCUUGUUUCUAGGUCUUCCCCAAACCCUGAUACUAAGGUCGCCCACUUUGUGUCAGAUAAUCCCUCUUUCCCCUUCCUUUUCCUCGUCCGUUCUCUAUCUAAUCAGCUCCUUGGUAACACACAAAAAAUUGAAUGUUUACAUCACUUGAUUCUCCUUUGACUUUAUUAGGAACGCACACUAAGUACAAAGGCGCCUUAUUCAGUGUUUAAAACUAAAAUAACAGCAAGUGAAGUGGCCUAGAAGGAGGCUCCUUCGGCAGGCUUACUGAUGUCCAAAACUAACAAAAACAAUUUAGUGCUAUACAUACUGAUUGAGAAACAAGGUGUCGACUUUUAAAAGGAAAUAUAUAUAUAUAUAUAUAUAUAUAUAUAUAUAUAUAUAUAUAUAUAUAUAUAUAUAGACAUAUAUUAAUUUAAACUAAUUACGAACAACUGAAUGAGUAUUUGUGCUUAGUAUGUAUACUACUAAAAAGUGAGAGAAUGUGCUGGUUUACAUAUUAAAAAAGAAAAUAUAAUAUAUGAAUAUAUAAUGUGUAUAUAGCACUAUGCCUCAUUGUAAACAUAAAAUGUAUUGUGUGUUUAUUUUUUUUUUUUUUAAAGGUGGCGGGUCACAGUUAAUCAGACAGGAGAUGGUCAGGUCGGUUUUGUUCCAGUGAGUUCAUGUUUGUUCAGUACAGGGAGGAAAUGAAGGGAAAUAACUACACAAAGUCCAAAACUGUUAUAAAAGAAAGACAAAAAAAUAUCCCUUUAGACUAUCACACUAGAAGGUUCUAUUUCUUUGUCGUUUUUAAAAUGACUAAUCUUGAUUCUUUUUCUCCUGUUUUCUUAAAAAGCAAUUUGAGAUGCAAUACGUAAUAAUCUUAUCAUUAAGACAGCCUUUCAGAAAAACUGAGGUAAUAAUGUACAGCGUGUGGUCGGUUGUUGAGCUAUAACACGGCCAAUCUUUGAGCUGCGGAUUCAAUAGGCUACUGUACUAUAUGUAGACUGCUGUUAAACGAAACAAAAAAUGAUUUAAAAAAGUUUCAGGCAAGAAUGUGGUCAGUGGCGUCGUAAACACGUAUACAAAACAAGUUGUACUAAUAUAAUCUUGCACAAAUAACGUCCCAAGUAGUGAAAUAUCUUCACAAUAUUUUUCUCCUCGUUGAAAGCUGUUGUAACUAAGUUAUUACCACAUUUUGAUGGUGCACAGGUUCGCUCAAAUGGAAGUUGCUUUGGACACUUGUGUUACAAUAACAGCCAGUGACUAUACAUGUAUGACUCUGGUAAAGGAAUGUGCAAUGGAGGAAAGGAAGGAAGAAAAAAAGAGAGUUGUCACUGGUUUGACCCCAUUAAAUCUCUUCAGACUAGUUGAUACAGUUGAGGUCGACACUGUAGAAAUCUCACUGCUGCGUCUUCCCCAGACAGUAAAAAGGUGUGAAGGGGGUAUGGAAUUUGUCAAAUCAGUGUGCACAGUUUUUAGUUUUUUACACUGAUGACCAAAAUGUGAUGCCUUUAGUUCAGUUCCUGAUUGUUAUGUUGGUUGUGAAGGAGGAGCUUACACUGUUUCUGCUUAUAAUCCAGAAUUCAGGCUUGUUCGAGGAAACCUGGAGACUGCAGUUUGUGCUGGGAUUUCUACAGUGGCUGCCGCUGAGCCUGUGAGGGUACCUCCAUUGUUCUAGAGGUGAAUGACAUCCAAACUACCCCAUUUUUCAUCAUGGCAAGCCUUAAAAAUCAACUGGGGGGAAAACAAAGCUACCACUAGCUUUUAUUAUUACCGUUUCAACUCCUUUCCAAUCCAACGUGGUUUAUUAUUAAAUAAUUACUGACGUAAUUAAAACUUUUUUCAAUAGCCAUAUUAUAAAAAGGUAUAUACAUAUAUAUGAAUAUAUAUUUGUGUGUUUGUGUAGAUAUCUAGAUGAUUAUAUACUUUCUUAUAGAAAACUUUGAUGUUGAUCAUUCUCCUCAGUGUUUUGAGAACACGUUGACACAUUUCAGCAUAAUAAUACCACCGUCCGCGUGGUCUAGGUCCUAGAUCAACGGGCGGUGAAUCCAAAAAAAAAAUUUAAAAAUGUUUUAAAAAAAAAAAAAAAAAACUUCCAAAGGGAAUUACCCUCGUCAGAAUGCAAUACUUUGCUUUCCACUCUUCAUUUCAGAAAAAUGGAAAGAAAACCAUUAAACUUGAUAGGCAAGUUGACCAAAAAAAAAUAAUGAAAGUUCUACAAUAAAGAGCGUGGCUCGUGGAAAAAUACGACGUUUUCAAUGACCUCGUCAGAUUCAGUUUUAUAGAUGUCAUGUUUCUGAUGCCAUGGCCCACUAAAAAAAACACUUCUUUGUUUUUUAUGUCACUGUUUCUUCAGUUUGGAAAACAAUGUAUCUGUCAGCUAACUGCACCAUGAAAUGAACCCUCUACGAGGACAGGAGCACUCGCGAUACCUACAACCUACAUCAACAUCUACAGUUUGUACGAUAAAACAGAAAGUAACGGGCGAUGUGUUAAACCUGAUGGCAACAGUGAUGUCAAAUACUCAGUAGGGACUGUAAACCGUCAAAAUCUGCUAAAUGCAAAGUGGGUGUUUUGUUUUUUUGGUGGAAGAAAAUGUUUUGACAUAAAGGGCAUACAUUGUUUUAUUGUUGUUUUUCAUUACUAUUGAUUUCAUUGUCUAUUUACAUCUAAUGACUAUCAAAUUCACAAAUGAUUUUUUUCUUUUUUUAACUUAGUUUUUGGUAAAAACAAAAAAAAGGUAAAUACUGCUAGUGAGAUUUUAUAUUUUUACAUAUGUUGGUUUUAUUUUGCGUUUCUUCUUUUUUUAUUUAUACGCCACUUAGUUUGGAUGUCUUUAAAUGGUGUUUUUUUUCUUUUCUUUGUUUUGUGUGAUUUCAUAUGUCUUGAGAAUGUGGAGACAAAGGCAUUUCAGUAUUUUUGAAUUGUUAAAAUCUAGUUUCAUAGAAGCGGAAGUAUCUGAUGUUAUAAAUUAUAUUUUAAUUCAUGUAAAUAGUUUAAAACAGAAGACUAUGGCUUCCUUUUAAACUGAAUACAUUUCUCUUCAGAGAUUGUUUACAUUAUGAAACUGUAGAGAUGUGCUCCUCAUAUACUGUAUAAAGUACAUAUAUUCAUUGAUUUGCCUCCAAAAAAUAAAACCCUAAUGAACAAAGUU